AUGGCGUCUUUAACAUCAACAAAAACACAAUGUGCCACGUGCGGUAAUAAAGGUGUAGGUAUUUUCAAAUGUGAAGGAUGUUCGGCAACAUUUUGUCGGAAACAUGCUAAUGAACAUCGAGAUAUGCUUAGCCAUCAAUUAGAUGAAAUUGUUUUUGAACAUGAUGCUCUACAACAAACAAUUAUUGAUCACAGUAGCCAAGAGAAGAAUCAACAUUUUCUUAUUAAGCAAAUUAACCAGUGGGAACAAGAUUCGAUUAUAAAAAUUCAACAAGUAGCAGAAGAAACACGACAACAGGUAGAAUUAUUGAUUAGUUCACAUAAAGGAAAUGCAUCGAAAGAGUUGUUUGAUCUCGCCGAACGAUUACGAAAAGCUCGAAUCGAUGAUGACUAUGUUGAAAAUGAUCUUUGUACAUGGACAACUAUGUUAGAAAAACUAAAACGUCAUGUUACUAGUAUUUCUCGUUUGAUUAAUAUUUAUGAAGAUCCAACAAAAAUACUUGUCGCCAAAAUAUGUAUCUCCGAAACAAAGUCAUAUUUGAAACAGAAUGAAAAAUUUGGAGAAUCGGUUCGUAAUAUUCUUAUUGAAGACCAUGGUUAUGUGGCUAUUCAUACUGAUUCAAAAAGAUGCGAGGGAUUUGCGCGUGGAAUAUGUGAAUACUCAUCAGGUAAGCAUAAAAUUCAAUUUGUUUUAAAGCAAACAACGGCGGAAUACUAUUGUCUCUUUGGUAUUAUGUCGAAAACAAAAUCAAUCCCACAGACGGAAGCCGAAAUGAAAACAUCAACAUAUGGUUGGUGCACCAAUGACAAAGCAGUUUCUCCUCAUGGUUGCUCACAAGUUAGUAAAGACUUUCGGGAUAUGAAAUGCCAAAUUAAAUUUGAAAUUGAACUUUUUCUUGAUUGUGACAAUCAAAAAAUCAUCUAUUUCAAUCAACAAACAAAAAAUACUCGAGAAAUGAAUGUUGAUGUCGCAGUAUGUUCAUUUCCUUGGCAGUUACUAUUUUAUCUAUAUGAUGUUGAAGAUCGUAUUCAACUUAUAUCUUCAAGUCAAGAAUUAUAA
Rotaria sp. Silwood2 is the source of this 1059-nucleotide messenger RNA. Lineage: Eukaryota; Metazoa; Rotifera; Eurotatoria; Philodinida; Philodinidae. The record is from the annotation of a GenBank genome assembly.